UUAAAAAAAUUUAAAACACAAAAAAAGUUAUAUAUUAGGUAGCAUAUAUUUUAUAUGGACACCUUUAACAAAAAAUAUGAAUUUUAAAUAUUAUAUAAAAAUAAUAAUUAAAUAUACAAUAUAUUACAAAAUAAUACUCCAUAUGAUUUAGGAAGCUUGAAUUAAACGCUACUUUAGCUUAAAUUAAAAGCCGCUACCGUUAGCUUGAAUUAAAAGCUACUGUUGCCUAUACAUAAAGGCUGCUUGAUCUAAAAUUGGUCUGGUCUAAAGCGUGCUCUCUCUUCACGUGCGUUCCGCUUUCAUUCUCUCGCUCCAGCUUCAGCUAACAUGGAUUGGAGCUUGGUUCAUCGAUCUGUUCCUGCUCAAACCUUCUCAUGGGAUGAGUUGUUCCAAUUGGGAAUGCAAUCCCUAGCCAUGGAAAUUAGGAUUGAUCGAAAUCGUCAGACUGUGAAUUCAUGUUGGUACCCUGUUCCUUACAGCCAGAUACAACCGGACCAUGACGAUGAUGAAGCUGAUUUUGAUCGGAAGGCACGCACAUUCUUCUCUUGCAUCCUUUCCGCCGAGCAAAUUCCGGAAGAUGAGGGUAUGAUUGACGAGAUGGUCUCUCUUGCUAGGGUUAUUUGUCAGACAAGUGGAAAUCGCAGUAGCCUCCUAUCGGCACCCGUACCAUCAACGGUUGUAGAGGUCUAUAUCUCCAACAACAACAGGGCUUCGGGCAACAGGGCUAGCGCUAGGGCUUGGGGUUUUGAUUUGGAAGAAGUGCUCAAUGCAUUCCGUCCUUGGAUGCCGAGUUUGGAAGAAGCCAAUACAGUCAAUCCGAGGGUGCCGCUGCCUCGGCCAACAAGGAAAGCAUCUAUCGAGGCAUUGGAGAAGGUGGUGGCAAUUGAUAAUGAUGGUUCUUCUGCUGAUCAGUGUGUCAUAUGUUUGGAGGAGUUUCGGUUAGGGUCCGAGGUGCUCACUCGUCUACCAUGUUCUCAUGUUUAUCAUGGGGACUGCAUUGUUAACUGGCUGCGGAGAAGUCAGUUGUGUCCGGUGUGUCGUUUUCAAAUGCCAACUUGAAGAUUAUUUUUUUAUUUUUUAUUUUUGGGCAGUAUUCAUAGUUGAUUGAAGGAGGCUGCAUAAAUGUAAAAAGUAUCAAUCUUUCAAUGAAAAAUUAUUCUUAUUCGGGAUUUUUUUUUUUUUUUUUUGUGUUUUAUAGUUGGAUUAAUGAGGCAAAACACACUUUCUUAUUCUUUAAGUACUCAUCACAAUUAUGAAUUACAUAAAUAAUAGUAGGCAUAUGACAAAUUAUAAUGAUAUUUCUGGUUUGGUUUUUUUUUUUUUUUUUGUUCUUUUGUGGUAGAUAGUUAUAUCAACUGAUUAUGAACCAGUUUGCUAAGAGGGAGAAAGAUAAAACAAUAAAAGAAAAAAAAAAAAAAAAAAAAAAAAAAA
Messenger RNA from Cornus florida, 1431 nucleotides. Its product is annotated as E3 ubiquitin-protein ligase AIRP1-like. The coding region runs from base 328 to 1059 and encodes 243 amino acids. Lineage: Eukaryota; Viridiplantae; Streptophyta; Magnoliopsida; Cornales; Cornaceae. The transcript has a single exon. Gene Ontology annotation, molecular function: ubiquitin protein ligase activity. The record is from RefSeq and is a predicted model, not a curated record. Gene Ontology annotation, cellular component: cytoplasm. Gene Ontology annotation, biological process: protein ubiquitination.